Dictyostelium discoideum AX4 is the source of this 2010-nucleotide messenger RNA. RefSeq lists its product as hypothetical. The record is from RefSeq and is a predicted model, not a curated record. The transcript is spliced from 2 exons. The coding region runs from base 1 to 2010 and encodes 669 amino acids. NCBI's taxonomy places the organism in Eukaryota, Evosea, Eumycetozoa, Dictyosteliales, Dictyosteliaceae.
AUGAAAUAUUUAUUAGUAUAUUUACACAUAUUACUAUUUUGUUUAUUAAAGAUCAAUAGCCAAAAGUAUUGCACUUAUAGUGGUGUUGGAGAAGAUUAUAAUAUCAAAUUUGAUGUCUUACAAACAAAUGGUGGUAUUGGUUUUCUAUACUCAUAUUUAAGUGUUAUUUUUACAACUUGUAAUUAUACUAUUCCUUGUGGUAGUAAUAGUAAUAAUGUAUUGUGUGGAUCAUAUCAUUCAACUGUUCCACGCAAGUAUCUUUCAUUGGGAUUUGUUAAUGGCAGUACACAUAGUUAUAGCAAAGACGGACUAAUGAUAACAUAUAUAUCACAGGAUACAACAAAUGAUAAUGAUUGCAAAAGAUAUACAACAAAUGUGAUUUUUCAAUGUAGACCAGAUGGUGAUGUAUCCGAUUCAUUAGAUGUUGGCAUCGACAAUAUACUUAUUGAUUCAUGUAUUGUUGAAUUCACACUCUAUUUACGUACAGUGUGUCAAACAUGUCCAAACUGUUUAAAAACACAUCAAACAUCAUGUAAUGUGAAAAGUGGUUGGUGUACUUGUGAUGGUAAUACAAAAGGUUUAAAUUGUGAUCAAUUAAAUGCAAAUAUAUCAUCGGUAUUAACACCAACAAUUAGUGGUGGUGAUGUUAUAAUGUCUGGUGAUUUUUCAAAUAUUUAUAAUAUUAGCUCAAGUAUUACAAUUUCAAUUGGUACUUCAAUUUGUAAUAGUGUUAUUUUCUCAAGUAAUAAAUCACAAAUCAAAUGUACGAUAGGUGCAGGUGAAGGUGAUCAACAAAUUAAAUUAUCAGAUGGAAAUGGUGCAACAUUAAUAUAUGAUGGAUUUUAUUAUAGAGCUCCUUGUUCAGUCGAAUGUUCACCAUUUGGUAAAUGUAAUGAUCACGUUGGUAAUUGUAUUUGUAAUGAUGUUGCAAUUGGUACAGAUUGUAAAACUUUAAAUUUACAAUUAGAUUCAGUAACACCAACAUUUGUAACUGGUGGUCAAGUUUAUUUAAAUGGUAAUUUCCUAAAUGUCAAAGAUCUUAGUCUAACUAUUAAAAUCGGUGAUAUAGAAUGUUCAGAUGUUAAAUUCAACGAUACUAAUUUCAAAGUUUUGCAAUGUAUAAUUCGAAAAGGUGAAGGUAUUAAAGAUAUUAUAAUAUCAUCAGGUUUGCUAUCAUUUUCAAAAGCAAAAGCAUUCGAAUAUCAAUACUACAAAUGUCCACUCAAUUGUUCAACACCAAAUGGUACUUGUGAUAAUAAUACUGGUAAUUGUACAUGCCAUAAUGAACAUUUUGGUAAUUCUUGUGAAUUUACUCGAUGUCCACUCGAUUGUUCGACACCAAAUGGUACUUGUGAUAAUAAUACUGGUAAUUGUACAUGCCAUAAUGAACAUUUUGGUAAUGGUUGUGAAUUCACUCAAUGCCCACUCUAUUGUUCAACACCAAAUGGUACUUGUGAUAUUAAUAGUGGUAUUUGUACAUGUGAUAAUGAACAUAUUGGUAAUGGUUGCGAAAUUAAAUUUAUUGAAUGUAAACAUAAAUGUUCAACCAAACAUGGAAUAUGUGAUAAUGAUAGUGGUAAUUGUAAAUGUGAUACUCAAACAAAAGGAUUAACGUGUGAAGAAUCAAGAUUAUUAAUUGAAUCAUUAGACUCAAUCAAUUCAAAAGGUGGUACAAUAAAUAUAAUUGGUUAUUUUGGAAAUACAACAUCAUUAUUAACAAUUAAAAUUGGUGAAUCACAAUGUAAAAAUAUCAAAGUAUUCAAUGAAACAACAUUAAAAUGUGAUAUUGGUGAAGGUAAAGGUAUUCAUAAUAUUACAAUCAUUGAUGAUGACCUUUCGUUCACAGCAAUCAAUAAGUUCCAAUAUCUCGAUGAAAAAACAAAAAUCUCAAAAAUAUCGAGAGGUGCAAUUGCUGGUAUUGUUGUUGGUUGUGUUGUUGCUGUUUCAUUAAUUGGUUCUAUUGCUUUUUAUUAUCAUCACAAAAAUAAAAAGGUUAAUCUUUUCUUCUAA